AUGAAGCGGAAGGCCGCGAAAAAUGUUCGUAAGCCGGCACCCAAGCUCUCGGCGUCGGAUACCGAGGUGCAGUUCUGGAACUGUCUAAAGAAGGGCGAUGUUGUGGGUCUUGAGGAGGUCCUGCUGGCCCGCACCGAGGACAAAGAGACCGGCGCCGGGACGCUGGCCGUCAAUCGCGAGCUGGCUGCUUUGCUUGUGAACCGGCCCAACUCAAGGAAGAUGCUUCCGCUCUCCUACGCCGUGAGGCAGCGGGUGGAUGAGGCAGGGCUGCACCUGCUGCUUCGCGCCGGCGCCAACGUGGACGCUGCCGAGGACUCUGCGGAGCGCUCCACCGCCCUCCAUGCGGCGUGCUGGGGGGAGGACGACGCCGCGGUGGCGCUGCUUUUGCGCUGCGGUGCAAACCCGCUGGUGACCGACGCCGAGGGUCGUACACCGCUGCAUGUCCUCGCCUCGCUAAAUGCUGCAGCGCUGUUUUCGUACGUCCUUGAGGCCGCUACCACGCACAACGCAGACCGAGAGGGAGGGCCUCUCGGCCUGGACGGUCGCUCUCCCGUUGUCGUGUCGGCGUUUGAGUUGCUUGCCGUGAAGGACCUGUCUCAGUUCACGGUGUUGCACACCGCUGUCUCGGAGAUCGACAACGGCUCCGAUGGCGUCUUGGUGGAGCUGUUGGAUUUCUUGACACAGAUGGCGAACACGGACCCAGCAGCGGUGGAGGCUCUCGUGAACGCGAAGGCGGGGGCGGAGUGCACGGCGCUGCAUUUGCUUCUCUCCUACCCGAGCCUCAACGAGGGCGCUCUGCUUCGAACUGUGGAGCGCCUGUUGCAGCUCGGCGCGAACCCCGCAGCGGUGGACGAGUGCGGCCACACCCCAUUCUCUGUUUUGCUUUUGGCCUACUCAGGCGCUACCGCGGCGGGUGUGCUGUCGCUGCUCCUGCAUGCGCUGCUAAAGCGGGGAGGAAAGAAGGGGAUAGAGGAGGCGUUUCUGCACCACAGCGUAGCGAACGGCUUCACGCUUAUUCACCACGCCAUCGCCACGCAAAACGUGGAUGCCGUAAAACUCAUGGUGGAGUUUCUUAACUCUGUGGAUGGGGCAGAGGAGGCAAAUUACGUUCGGCGGUGGCUGGGGGAAGUGCUCACAAAGGACGGGGUACAUGUGGCGUUUAUGUUGGCCGAGCGUGGAUGCGACGAAAUCGCCCAGGUCCUACUUCACGCCGGCGCGAUAGAUGAGGCGGCGUAUAACCGCUGCAAGGAGGACCGUGAGAAGGAAAAUGAGAGCCAAGCACGUGAACAGCGUGUCAAAGCGGAGGAGGCGCAGGGGGGCAGUGAUGGGAAUGAUGCUCCUUGUUCCGAAAAAAACACUGGGGACUAUUCGGGUUUUGGGACCACCGCUCAUGUGGGUUCACGCGUUCAGCAGGCACGGAAGGCGAGAGCCCAUGCAGCGACUCAUAGGAGAAGGCAGACACAACACCCCGUCGAUCGCGGAAACACGGAAGGGUUUGCGGUGAACUGGAACUCCAAGUUCUUCUGGCUCCUUCUGGCGGUGACGCUGCUCCUCGCCUCGCUCGUGCUGCGAAGCUACUCCGUUAUGAGAGGCGCAAUGAAGACCACGUGA
This is a messenger RNA of Trypanosoma conorhini, 1611 nucleotides long. RefSeq lists its product as uncharacterized. The transcript has a single exon. Gene Ontology annotation, molecular function: protein binding. The coding region runs from base 1 to 1611 and encodes 536 amino acids. The record is from RefSeq and is a predicted model, not a curated record. Lineage: Eukaryota; Euglenozoa; Kinetoplastea; Trypanosomatida; Trypanosomatidae.